AUGAUCUCCGCCAUCGUUGUCCCGACUGGUGCUGCUCUCCUCCUAUACAUCUUUCUGUACAUCGGUCGCGCCCUUUACCGAGACUGGACAUCGUCACUCAAGUUCAUCGAUGGCCCGCCGUGUGCAAACCCUGUGCUCGGACAUUUCAUGUUGAUUUCGGAUAAACCCGAUACUACUAUCAAAUGGCGAGAGCAAUACGGCGCAACUUUCAUGGCGAAAGGUCUCUUCUGGGAAAACCAGCUGAACACGAAGGACAUCAAGGCAGUGACUCACAUCCUCACACAUGGCUCGAUGUACACGAAGACAUCGGCAGCAAUCUCGACAGGCUUACGUCUUUUGGGCGCCGGGAUCCUUUCCGUCGAGUUGGAUCCGCACAGACGCCAGCGUCGAAUUCUGAACCCUGCAUUUGGCCUGCCGCAGAUCCGGGUGAUGAAUGAGGUGUUUGUCGAAAAGGGAAAUAUGGUAUGUGACCUCGCAGCCACCCACGCAGUAGAAGCCUCACCAAGAGUGAAGUUGCGUGACAUGCUGACAAAAGAGAUUGAAGAUGGAGGCGGGAGGGUCACCCUCAAUCUGUCAGCAUGGUUCCGUCAAGUCACGCUCGACAUCAUUGGACAGACUGGCUUCGGUUAUCAAUUUAAUUCUCUGGAAUCACGCGGCAAGGACGAAGCGGAGCUCAGCACGGUCUUCGGUCUCAUGUUCAACAACCCCAAAGCAAACCUCAAUCGUGCUGUUCAGUUCGCUCAGGCAGCGAUACCGAUGCUGGAGUCCCUGCCACUGCCCGGUUGGAAAGUCACUCGUUUCGCCCAAACAAAGCUGCGCGCGAUCGGAAAACAACUGAUGGAAAAGUCAAAGGCUGAAUGUGCGGUUCUUGCAGAAAAGGACUUGGGUUCAGGUCGCGAUCUCUUAUCGCUGCUCAUAAAAGCAAACAUGUCCGCUGACAUUCCCGAGAGUCAACGGAUGAGCGAUGACGAGGUGAUCGCUCAAAUUCCGACAUUCUUGCUGGCUGGGCACGAGACAAGUAGCACCGGACUCGCCUGGGCUGCGCACGCCUUGUCGCAACAUCCAGCCAUUCAAGACCAGCUCCGCCGAGAACUGCUCACCCUCCCAACGGAGACUCCUACCAUGGACGAACUCAACUCGCUCCCAUUCCUCGAUAAAGUCAUCAAAGAGACAAUGCGCUUAUAUUCGCCGGCUUUCUCGACGCAGCGUAUGGCCAUCCAAGAUGACGUGUUGCCGCUGAGUAAGCCGUAUAUCGACCUUCAGGGCAUUUCCCACGACACUCUACCGAUUCGUCGAGGACAGGUUCUCACGAUCCCAAUUCUGGAAAUCAACACCGAUAAGGAACUCUGGGGAGAAGACGCACUCGAAUUCAAACCCGAUCGCUGGGACAACCUUCCUGAAGCCGUCCAUUCUAUCCCGAGCGUGUGGGCGCACCAGCUCACAUUCAUCGCUGGUCCUCAUAGUUGCAUUGGGUUCCGCUUCACCGUGGUCGAGCAGAAAGCAAUCGUAUUUAGUCUCCUGCGGACCAUCGAGCUUCUGCCGGGUUCAGAGAAGGUCGCUCCCGCCAUCACGGGAUUGUUCCAACGGCCAAUCUCGUUCGUUCGUGGCGGAGAGGGCAAGCCUGGUUUGGUUUCCACUGGGGGUCUUCGCAUCGUGAUGAAGGCGUGCAAGGGCGACAUUCCAGGGCAGCGGUUCGUACGUCGUGUUCGACUGGGGAAGGAGCUUGGGGGGAUCCUGUCGCUGACGAUCAACAACGCGACGGCCCAGUCGCAGUUCUCACUGUCGUUCACCGAGUCCGCGGAGUUCAUCAGCCCGCUCAAGUUGGACGACUCGUGCCAGCCCGCACGGCUGCAGAACUGGGACAGAAUCCAGACGUUCCACGUGCCGCGAGCCACGGGGCUGCUGACGCAGACCGUGGGACAGCAGCGCGGCGGGUUCCGCUUCCUGACGAUUGUGAGUGCGAGCGCGGACCCGCUGACGAUCUCGAACAUCUCGCUGGCGAUCACGUUCAUGCCCCACUGGGAUGAUCUCAGGGCGUACCCGGGCUACUUCUUUGCACCUGACCCCGGGUUCCACGACAUCGACUGCCUCACGAAGAUCUGGCACUAUAGGGUGCAGACCAACACAAUCCCUCCCCACACGGCGCGACAGGAGCCGUGCCCAGCAGGAGGUGGCUGGUCCAACGAUGCCUUGGGAGGAGCUGCCACUGGGCCUAUCCUCGUCGAUGGUGCAAAACGCGACAGGAACAUCUGGCCAGGCGACUGCGGCAUCUCCACACACACGGAGCUCGUCGCGCUGAGCGACAUGGAGCCGACCAAGAACUCGUUGAUGGUGAUGUUCCGCACGCAAAACCUGACGACUGGCGCGCUGCAGUACUCCGGGCCGCCGCUGAACAACCAGGGAAGCGACACGUACAUCUCGUGGUCGCUCAUUGGGACGCACAACUACUUCCUGUACACGGGCGACCUCGAUUUCAUCAAGUCUGUCUGGGCGAACUACACCAAGGCGGUUGGCUUCCUUGAGGGCCAGGUGGACUUGACCGGCCUGAUGAACGUCUCGUCUGCGCUCUCGAACGACUGGGGCAGGGCCAGCGGCGCCGGACACAACUCUGCGGCAAACGCGUUGCUUUAUCGCACGCUCGUCACCACGGCGGACCUGGCGACGCAUCUCGGCAAUGUCUCCCUCCCCGCCACAUACCUCGCCAACGCGACCAAGAUCAAAACUGCGUUCAACAGCCUGCUGUGGGACGCCGCGGCGGGCCGGUUCCGCAGCAACGACCUGCCGAGGAGCAUCCACCCGCAGGACGGCAACGCGCUCGCGGUCCUGUACAACCUCACGACAUCGGACGCACAGAACAAGGCCGUGAGCGCCGGGCUGAUGAAGUUCUGGACGCCCAUCAGGCCGUGGCUUCGAGCGCAUUUUGUGGCCGGCAAGGGCGAGCGGGCAAUUGAUCUGAUCGAGCGCGAGUGGGGGUACAUGCUGGAAACCAACUUGAGUGUCAAGUCGCCGCUGCUAGAGGGCUUCUCGGCCAACGGAUCGCUCGGUCGGCUACCUGGGGUCUUGAUCAUUGCGUCAAUCAUCUGA
Mycena citricolor is the source of this 3084-nucleotide messenger RNA. The record is from the annotation of a GenBank genome assembly. NCBI's taxonomy places the organism in Eukaryota, Fungi, Basidiomycota, Agaricomycetes, Agaricales, Mycenaceae.